CUUUUUCCUCCCGCAUCAUCCUUUACAGCACACGACAACCAACCAUGCCCAGCCACAAGUCCUUCAGGAUCAAGAUGAAGCUGGCCAAGGCCGCCCGCAAGAACAGGCCUCUUCCCCAGUGGAUCCGCCUCAAAACGGACAACAAGAUCCGAUACAACGCCAAGCGCCGCCGCUGGCGCCAGACCAAGCUCAACUUCUGAGCUGUCUUGCUUGUGUUUGGUUCGCGUGGCGUUUUCGUUGUUCAUCCACACCGUCUCGUCUCUCUGUGUGUGGCGGUGAUGGUGCCCCAGCUACCGCAUGCAUCCGUCUGCUUGCUGCAGUCGCUUCAUCCUGCGCGCGUGCGUGCGUGAUGUGGCUGCUUCGUUUGUUGUCGGGUGUGUGUGCAUGUGAGUGGCAUCGUUUGCGGGGAACUGCUGGCAACGUGUGGCUUUGUCGUGCAUGUUGCCGCCCUGCUUGUGUCUUGUCUCUUUCCUGUCAUAAACGACUGGCUGGGUCCACCACCACCAACAAACUUUGGCACGUAUCCGG
This is a messenger RNA of Salpingoeca rosetta, 528 nucleotides long. RefSeq names its product 60S ribosomal protein. Lineage: Eukaryota; Choanoflagellata; Craspedida; Salpingoecidae. The record is from RefSeq and is a predicted model, not a curated record. Bases 45 to 200 code for a protein of 51 amino acids. Gene Ontology annotation, cellular component: ribosome; cytosolic large ribosomal subunit. Gene Ontology annotation, molecular function: structural constituent of ribosome. Gene Ontology annotation, biological process: translation. The transcript is spliced from 3 exons.